Leguminivora glycinivorella is the source of this 1207-nucleotide messenger RNA. RefSeq names its product glycine-rich cell wall structural protein 1 (gene TwdlT). The coding region runs from base 95 to 1030 and encodes 311 amino acids. Lineage: Eukaryota; Metazoa; Arthropoda; Insecta; Lepidoptera; Tortricidae. The transcript has 2 exons. The record is from RefSeq and is a predicted model, not a curated record.
GAUACAGGGAGAGAGGUGUGGAGCUCACGGCGGUAUAAAAGCGUACGGAUUUUGUACGGAGCAUCACACAACCUCGGCGCCUCCGCGAGUCAACAUGAAAGCAUUCUUGGUAUUAGCUGCCGUAGCGGCACUCGGCUCGGCCAGGCCCGAGGCGGGCUACAGCUACAACGCGCCCGGCGGCGGCGGCGGUUUCUCGUCCGGCGGUGGACACGGGGGCGGUUUCUCGUCCGGCGGCGGCCAUGGAGGCGGCUUCUCCUCCGGCGGUUUCUCGUCCGGCGGCGGACACGGCGGCGGCUUCUCUUCCGGAGGCUUGAGCUCCAGCAGCUUCGGCAUCGGCGGCGGCGGCGGCGGCUUCUCAUCCGGCGGCAGCGGCGGCUUCUCGUCCGGCGGCGGCGGCGGCGGUUUCGGCGGCGGCUUCGGCGGCGGCUUCGGUGGCGCCCCCAUCGUCCAGAAACACAUCUACGUCCACGUCCCGCCCCCAGAACCCGAAGAGCAGCGCCCCCAGAUCAUCGGCGGAGGCGGCGUCCCCCAGAAGCACUACAAGAUCAUCUUCAUUAAGGCGCCCGCUCCUCCCGCCCCCGUCGCGCCCAUCAUCCCCGCUCAGGCUCAGAACGAGGAGAAGACCCUCGUGUACGUGCUGGUCAAGAAACCCGACGAGCAGCCCGAUAUCACCAUCCCGACCGCCGCCCCCACUCAGCCCUCCAAACCCGAAGUUUACUUCAUCAAGUACAAGACCCAGAAGGAGGGUGGCUCCAUCGGUGGUGGUUCUAUCGGAGGUGGAAUCGGAGGUGGAUCGAUCGGAGGUGGAAUCGGAGGUGGCUCGAUCGGCGGCUCUGGCAUCGGUGGUGGCAUCUCUGGCGGUAGCAUUGGCGGCGGCAUCGGUGGCGGACACGGCAUCUCCGGAGGCAGCAUCGGCGGCGGCAUCGGCGGCGGGCACGGCGGCAGCAUCGGCGGCGGGCACGGCGGCAGCAUCGGCGGUGGUUCCGUCAGCUCCUCGUACGGCCCCCCCGGCCAGUCCGGCCCCUACUAAACUCCGCGCCAAGCGCCCCCAUGUGAUACCUGCUUUGCCGGCGACUUAGUUUUAAGUAGAACAAAAAAUUACGGUGCCUAAAUGUAUUUAUGUAAAUAGUAAUUUUAAUGUAUCAUAAUUAAUUUUAGUUGUAUUGUAAAGUACUUUUUGCAUAAAAAAUCGAUAAACGAACGAAAA